UCAUGUCGGAGCCUGACGUGUUUCUGAACGCUGGGUGUCAAAAGUCCACCAACGAAAAGAAUGACCGAGUAAGAACCAGAGAGGAAUGGUCCAGGAAGAGAGAGUACAUUCUGUCCCUCCUUGGGUAUGCAGUUGGCCUUGGCUCACUUUGGAGAUUUCCCUACCUCUGUAACAGAAAUGGCGGUGGUGCGUUUCUCAUUCCCUACUUUGCUGGGAUUCUCACGUGUUCUGUUCCACUCUUCUUCCUUGAGGCUUCAAUUGGCCAGUUCUCCAGCAGGAGUGCAUUACAUGCUUGGUCCAUUUGUCCUUUGCUUAAAGGUAUUGGCAUCACGCAGGUUGCAGGAUGUUUAGCUGCAGCCUUGCCUUACAACCUCAUCAUUGCCUGGUCUAUUUACUACUUGUACCGGUCUUUCUGGUCAGUGUUGCCAUGGACAACAUGUGGCAACUGGUGGAACACGCCCCUGUGCAUCACUAAGCUUAGCAACAGCUCAUCAAUCACUGACGCCUACCUCACUAAUAGCACGGAGGAUCAUCAGCUACUCAACUCUUUAUGGCGGAAGCCCAAUGUAACGUUGACGGCGUCAGAGGAAUUUUGGCAGUAA
Haliotis rubra (blacklip abalone) is the source of this 602-nucleotide messenger RNA. RefSeq names its product sodium- and chloride-dependent betaine transporter-like. The coding region runs from base 3 to 602 and encodes 199 amino acids. Lineage: Eukaryota; Metazoa; Mollusca; Gastropoda; Lepetellida; Haliotidae. The transcript has 3 exons. Gene Ontology annotation, biological process: sodium ion transmembrane transport. Gene Ontology annotation, cellular component: membrane. The record is from RefSeq and is a predicted model, not a curated record.